Messenger RNA from Arxiozyma heterogenica, 1503 nucleotides. RefSeq names its product Drn1p (gene DRN1). Gene Ontology annotation, cellular component: post-mRNA release spliceosomal complex. The transcript has a single exon. Gene Ontology annotation, biological process: mRNA splicing, via spliceosome. Gene Ontology annotation, molecular function: RNA lariat debranching enzyme activator activity. The coding region runs from base 1 to 1503 and encodes 500 amino acids. The record is from RefSeq and is a predicted model, not a curated record. Lineage: Eukaryota; Fungi; Ascomycota; Saccharomycetes; Saccharomycetales; Saccharomycetaceae.
AUGAACAAGGUAUUAAUAUUACAUACCUCAGCAGAAGAUCUUGAAGUCACUGUGAACAAAGUGAAGAAAGUAAAUUCCAAAAAUGGACCAUUUGAUUAUUGCAUAAUUUUUAGUGACAAGAACAUUUAUCAAUCUAUAAGAGAUUUUAUAAGUGAUGAUUUACCCGUAUUUAUACUGUUUAAUUCUGAGACGAACCUUACAUCUUGUGAAUCUGAAUAUGACCAUCCUUUAGACAAGAUAAUUAAUUUCCAUGGCUAUGGAGUAUACAAACUUGAAAAUGGACUUACACUAGCAUAUUUUACAUACAAUGCAGAUAAUAUGUCAUCACAUAUAUCAAAUAUAAAAGAAAAAUUAAAAACUGUGGCAAUAUGUAAUAUAGAUAUUCUAAUAACUUAUGAAUGGGGUAGGAACAUGUCGGAGGUAACAGAAAGAUUUAAAGGUUUAUCUAUUGUCGACACUGUUGCUGAAAAAUUUCAGCCAAAAUAUCAUUUUAGCUUUAGUGACACUAGUGAAUUUGUUGAAUAUGGUCCAUUCAUUUGGAGAAGUUCAGGAACUCUUUCAAGAUUUUUAAACGUUCCUCAAUAUGGAAAAGGCAGGAAAUGGGCAUAUGCUUUUCAAAUUGAUCCGUCAAAGCCACAUAUUGGAGUAUUUCCAGGAAAUAUUUUAGACAAUCCAUAUGAAAUAACUUGUAAGAAGAGACAGUCCAAUGAACUAUUGUCUAAAACCAGACCUAAAAAGGAUACAAAAAAGAGAAAAAUUCUACCAGAGAUGUGCCAUUUCUGCUUCUAUAAUAAGGAUUUACAAGACCAUAUGAUUAUAUCAAUUAAUGACAAAUCAUAUGUUACUAUAGCAAAAGGGCCACUCAGUCUACCGUCUGGUGAUAUGCCAUUUUCCGGUCAUUGUUUGGUGAUACCAAUCGAACAUAUUCCUAAAUUAAACAACAAUUAUAGUCCGGAUGCCAGACUAUUUGAAUCUCAAUUAUAUAAAGAGAUGAUAGGAUACGAAAAAAGUAUUAUUACAAUGAAUUAUCGGAAAUUUGGUAUGUGCAGUAUUGUAUUUGAGAUCAAUUCUGAAAGGUCAAUCCACUAUCAUAAACAAAUAGUCCCAAUACCAAAACAUUUAAUACUGAAAUUUCAGAAUUCAUUAGAUAGGCAGUGCCAUUAUAAUAACGAAAGGGUUCGCGGUAAUGCCAAAUUAAAUUUUAAAGAGUAUAACAUAGAAGAUUUGGAAUUUAAAAAUAUUUUGGAUAAUUCUAAAUCUAAUUAUAUCCAGUUCUCUGUAUAUGAGACAUCUGAGGUUGAACCAAGGAUAUUUUUAGCUCAAUUUCAACUACAUGAACGGUUAGAUUUACAAUUUGGUAGAAGGGUCUUAGCAUAUCUUUUGAAUCUCCCGAAAAGAGUUAAAUGGGACUCACCCGAAUGUUUACAGACACCAGAAGAAGAAACUAGUGAAGUAGAAAAAUUUCAACAAGCAUAUAGAGAUUACGAUAUAGCCUCUAACUAA